ACCUCCAUCACAUCCCGGCACUUCCAACCACGCCGUCAAGAUGCAUCCCACACUCCGACGCAUGCAAGAGCAAGGUGGUACCAGCCGGUCAUUGCUGGGCAAGAACUUCCGGACGCCAAUCUUGAGACACAUGUGGCCUUUCUACUCUGCUGGCCUUAUUAUCGCAUACGGUGUUGCCAACAUGGCUGGUAUGCUUGCGAACUCCGACGAGUACCGGAACGAUCCCAGGAACCCAGCACUCAAGAGCCGUGCGCCAGAGAAGCAUUAAACGGCGAAGGUGGCUACUGGAGCAAAGUCCUGAGAAGCGGUGUACAGUAUGGCAUUGGGUGUGAGGAGCAUGUGCUCACCGCUACCCAUUCGCUGGUGGUGACUGGCGAGCAAUAUCCGGCUUGUACAUAUACUGUCAAACACGGCACGCAAAGGCGGCUAGUCUACUUGUGCAACGCUCUCAACAGCUCACUUUACAGACUGGGAGCGUGAUCCUACCUGGGAAAGAUCCGAAAGGAUGAAGUCGCUAGGCAGUGAGUGACUGCAAUCUCUGCUAACUCGAGGUUUCACUGUGGUGAGCCACAGUGGCCACUGGACAGGUCCGCCAAGCAAGAGAUCAGCUGUGGUUUGAACGCUCUGUUUUCCAUCAGCAUGAAUGUAAUCAACUAUUGCCUUGACUACUCUGGCGUAGCCUACGCCUGCAAGCAACAUGCUCCAGGUUGUAAACGAGACUUAUGGAUGCCCUUCAGUGUAGUCUCCAUAGCGAGGCUCCACGGCAGAUCUUGUCCGG
Molecule: messenger RNA, 778 nt
Organism: Baudoinia panamericana UAMH 10762
Lineage: Eukaryota; Fungi; Ascomycota; Dothideomycetes; Mycosphaerellales; Teratosphaeriaceae
Exons: 4
Source: RefSeq, a predicted model, not a curated record